Messenger RNA from Vigna unguiculata (cowpea), 1285 nucleotides. Its product is annotated as GDSL esterase/lipase At5g18430-like. Gene Ontology annotation, molecular function: hydrolase activity, acting on ester bonds. Lineage: Eukaryota; Viridiplantae; Streptophyta; Magnoliopsida; Fabales; Fabaceae. The record is from RefSeq and is a predicted model, not a curated record.
CAGAAAAAAAGGUUGAUUAUUUUCACCCCAAUGGCAGUUCCCUUAGGUUUUGUUGGCACCAUGGUGAUACUUUUUAGUGUGGUUCUCUUAUCUGGGGUCAUUGUCCCAGGUGUUGAGGCUAAGCCAAGGGCUUUCUUUGUGUUUGGAGAUUCACUUGUUGACAGUGGCAACAACAAUUACUUGGCCACCACUGCACGAGCUGAUUCUCCUCCUUAUGGCAUUGAUUAUCCAUCUCGCAAACCAACUGGUCGUUUUUCCAAUGGCCGCAACAUCCCUGAUCUUAUCAGUGAAGGAAUGGGUGGUGAAUCCGUGUUGCCAUAUUUGAGUCCACAGCUAAAAGGUGACAAUCUUCUGAAUGGAGCCAAUUUCGCUUCCGCCGGAAUAGGCAUUCUUAACGACACUGGAGCUCAGUUUCUGAACAUAAUCAGAAUGUAUAGACAGUUGGACUACUUUGAAGAAUACCAGCAACGAGUGUCCAUUCUCAUUGGAGUAGGACGAGCAAAGAAACUUGUGAACCAAGCAUUGGUCCUCAUCACUGUCGGUGGCAACGAUUUCGUGAACAAUUACUACUUGGUACCUUAUUCUGCAAGGUCUCGAGAGUUUUCGCUACAGGAUUAUGUCAAAUAUCUCAUUGUGGAGUACCGUAAACUCUUGAUGAGGCUAUAUGAUCUGGGAGCUCGAAGAGUGCUCGUGACAGGAACUGGACCAAUGGGUUGUGUUCCAGCAGAACUAGCCAUGCGUGGAACCAAUGGAGGAUGUUCUGCUGAACUUCAAAGAGCUGCAUCACUCUACAACCCUCAACUACAACACAUGAUACAAGGACUCAACAAGAAAAUUGGCAAAGACGUUUUUAUCGCUGCAAAUACAGCACGAAUGCACAAUGAUUUCGUAAAUAACCCUGCAGCAUAUGGUUUUACUACAUCAAGAAUUGCUUGUUGUGGGCAAGGACCGUACAACGGGAUUGGGUUAUGCACACCACUCUCGAACUUAUGCCCAAACAGAAACUUGCAUGCGUUUUGGGAUCCAUUCCAUCCGACAGAAAAGGCUAACAGAAUCAUCGUGGAGCAGAUUAUGUCGGGUUCUAAACGAUACAUGAAACCAAUGAACCUAAGCACCAUCCUAGCAUUGGAUGCUACAAAAUGAUAACACUUAUGAUGUCUUCUUUGUGAUUGGAAUUGUUUUAAACUUGUAUCGAUUAUCAGGUGUUUUUGUUUUGUGUGUGCGACUGUCACAGUCUUUAGAGUUGUUAUUUCGCGAACAAAUUAUUCAUCAAUUAAAUAAUUUA